Phyllopteryx taeniolatus (common seadragon) is the source of this 6057-nucleotide messenger RNA. RefSeq names its product ERC protein 2-like. The record is from RefSeq and is a predicted model, not a curated record. Gene Ontology annotation, cellular component: cytoskeleton of presynaptic active zone. Lineage: Eukaryota; Metazoa; Chordata; Actinopteri; Syngnathiformes; Syngnathidae. Gene Ontology annotation, molecular function: structural constituent of presynaptic active zone. Gene Ontology annotation, biological process: maintenance of presynaptic active zone structure; regulation of synaptic plasticity; neuromuscular synaptic transmission.
CUUGUGGCAUCAUCUCUAAAAUGACAAUCAAAUAUUCCCCAGAAAGUUUUGGAAGUUCCCAUAACUACUCCUUUCCGAAUCUGUACAAUUUCAUUUUGAUUUAGAUUUUUAACCCUGUUGUUUUUUUAAAAAACAUUUUUAUGAGGAAAUAAGGAACUCAAUUGAAUAAAACCUGAUUUUGAGUCCCGUGUCUCUCUCGUCGCGCACGCGCCAACAGUUGGGAGUGCGCGCCCACGCGGACGCUGCGAGCGAUGGCAGCAGAGGUCACCCACGAGAGAGAGAGAGAGCUCGGACGGAUGACACCGUGAUGCAGGGGGCCCGACUGCGAGGGGAAGGUCCCGUCCGGACCGGUGGAGGAGGAUGCGAGGCUCCAUGAUGUCCCGGCCUGUACCUGAAACCGAGUCAUGUUGGGUUGCUGUAUUUGGGAGCCUUGUUGCCUGUUGCCAACAGCAACCUCUUCCUCUUAUUUGGACUAAAUACUGCAAGUCUCAGCCUCAAGCCCCAUCCAAUCCGCGAUGGGCAUGGGAAAAGUGAGAGGCCAGGAGAUGGCCAUUUAAACCCUCAAAUCCACACUGAAUCCAUAAAAGGAUCCAAAAGGGAAUCAUCUCAAAUGCCACAUUUCACGAUAUAUAUGUGUAUAUGUAAAAAAAAAAAAUGCCUUUAAAUAUUAGAGCCAAGCCGGCCCAGAACAAGCUGUCUGCUGCCUCAAGGAGCAGUGGGGACGCAGAUGGCAAUGCACCUCAUUCACGCUUUUCAAAGUCUGCAAAACAGGGCAAAGGUAAACAGGCCAAGACCACUUCGACCCCAGGCUGCCGCUCAGGGCUAGAACCUGGCUCAGUUUCCGCACCUGUUGCAAAAGUACCCGCAGGGCAAGGAUCAAUGUCAAGGCUCAGUCCAAAGAAACCUGGUGCAGGGACACAUGCAAAAGAGACCAGUGAUUCAGCAACAGCUCCAGGGGGAAAAACUCUCUCAAUGGAGAACAUCCAGUCUUUAAAUGCAGCUUACGGCACUUCGGGUGUGUACUCCUGUGAGCGGGAUGCUUUGGAACCCUCUGGCGGUUACCCUAAAGGCACCAUGACGCUCGGAAGGAACACCAGCCGCUUCUCCUACAGCGGCCGGGGAACUGAUGUGGGCAGCAGCCCAAAUAUCAAUUCCACUGACCUCAAUCACCGGUCCAACCACUACAGCAGAGAACAAAACUUUCGCCCUGCGGGGACUUCCAGUCUGCAGCACCAGUUUGGGAGACAACCGCAGGCGCUGGAUUCGGCUGGUCGCCAGGAGCCUCCUGCAUCUGAUCUCCAGGCUCAGCUGAGAGAGCUUCAGCGGGAAAAUGACAGCCUAAGAAGGGAAUUGGACGGAGGCAGGGAUGGAAGGACAGGCCACAGCGUUAACAACGUCAACUUCUGGAGUCCGGAUGUCAAGAGGGACAAAGGCCUCAGGCGAGAGGAUGGAGCGAGGACCUCUGCCCCGAAGGACUAUUACGGGGCAGACCAAGAUACUAUUCAGGUUCCAUUGACAGUUCAGGAGCUCCAAGAGGAGCUGAGGGCCCACAGGGAAUUGAACAGCCGCCUACAGCAAGGGACAUCCGGUUCCUGUCCUGACAGCCGCACGGACCAGGACCACAGAGGAGGGCUCAGUCCUGGCCACAGUCCUCGAGAAAGUCCCAGCAAUCUCCAUAGUCCCGGACCAAAGAACAGCCCGAGAGCGAGCCCGUCCAACACAUAUGAUCCGGGGAGACAGGAAGCCAACGUCAUCGUUCACAGCUCUGGGUACGGCUGUGCCGGUCCAGUAGCUACACAGAGAGUCAGCCCAGCCGGCACGCUUCAUCCCGGGCCGAAGCGCAGCCCGACCGUCCCCUGCAGCCCCAGUUCGCUACGGCGUUGCAGCCCUUGCCAAGUGCCGGGGUGUGACGGCUUCUCUUCGCCACCUCUGGAUCCAUCGCACGAGAACUUCAUCCACCUGCAGUCGGAGCACGAGCGUCAGGCCAAGGAGCUGUCCCUGCUGAGGAGAACCAUGGAAGAGAUGGAGACGAGGAUUGACUCUCAAAAACAGACGCUGGGUGCCAGAGACGAUAGCAUCCAGAGGCUCCUGGAGAUGCUUCAGAGCCAGGGUCAAGUUCACGGGAAGUGGGGCCGCAGCCAGAGAACGGGCAUUUUAGCUAUGGCUGCGCACGAGGCUGAAGCUCAACUCGAAAACAUGCACGUAAGAGAGGACACAAAGAUCUCUUCAUUGGAGAGAAACAUCCGAGACUUGGAAGAUGAGGUCCAGAUGUUAAAGACCAGCGGCCUGCUACAUCCUGACAACAGGCAGGAUGAGUUCAAACAGGUGGAGGUCUACAAGAACCAUUCUAAAUUCAUGAAGACCAAGAUAGAGCAGCUGAAGCAAGAGCUGAACAGGAAGGAGUCUGAGAUGCAGGCCCUGCAGACCAAAUUGGAAACACUAACCAAUCAGAACUCCGACUGCAAGCAACACAUCGAGGUGCUGAAGGAGUCCCUCAGCGCCAAGGAGCAACGUGCCAAUACGCUCCAGACAGAGGUAGAUGCUCUAAGGGUGCGUUUGGAAGAAAAAGAGCAGUUCCUGACAAAGAAGAACAAGCAACUUCAAGACCUAACUGAUGAAAAAAGCACUCUAACGGGAGAAAUCAGAGACAUGAAGGAUAUGUUAGAUGUCAAGGAGAGGAAGGUCAAUGUCCUGCAGAAGAAGAUCGACAACCUGUUGGAGCAGUUAAAGGACAAGGACAAACAGCUGACUGGGUUGAAGGAUCGGGUGCAAGGUCUUCAAACCGAUUCCAGCAACACAGACACAGCCCUUGCCACGCUGGAGGAGGCCCUCUCGGAGAAGGAGCGAGUUAUUGAGAACCUUCGGGAACAGAAGGAGCGGGCGGACAGGGUUCAACUGGAGGAGUUGGAGCGACUGAGGAAGGACAACCAGGAAUUGAAGGACAAGCUCAUAGCCCUCCAACCUCAGAAACUGUCCCCCAGCCAGCCUCCUAUCCUGGGCCCAAACCAAGGCCAAAGGCCCGAUGGAGAGAUGCCAGCCAAAAUAGAUCCAUUACCAGCUGUGAGCUCCACGGCCCAAAACCCAGAGGACACAUUGCGCAAGUGUCCCGACAUCGCAGAUCGCCUGAAGCUUCUGGAGCAGGAAGUGGCUCGCUACAGGGAAGAAUCUGGAAAGUCACAAGUGGAGGUCGCGAGGUUGAUGGCGGCACUGAAGGAUGCUGAGAUAGACAGAUCUGGCAGAGAGAAGAGAAUAAAUGAUCUUGAGAGGCAAAUCAAGUCCCCUCAUAUCCAAAAGCAAAUGGUGCCUGGUGAAAAAAGGAAAGAUGCCCAGCCUGAUGGACAUCCACACUCUUUAUCGCAGCUUCCGCUGUCAGCUUCCCGGGAUGCCAUGCAGGAGACAGUUGAGAGGAUAGGGGAUUUGGAGAAGACCUUGAGGGAGAGCAUGAACACUUCAGGACAUAGGGAAGUGCUCUGGGCUCAAGAGGAGACGGCCCGCGUUCGGGCCCGGAGACAGCUGGAAGAGCUGAUAGGGGCCCUGGAGAAGACACGACAGGAACUGGACGCGACAAAGUUGCAUCUGGCCUCCACUCAGCAGACCUUGCACGAGCGAGAUGGACACCUCAGCCGCCUGCGGCAGGAAAGACGGAAACAGCUGGAGGAGAUUCUGGAAAUGAAGCAGCAAGCUUUACUGGCAGCUAUCAGUGAGAAGGAUGCUAACAUAGCCCUUCUGGAGUUGUCUCCCUCAAAGCGAAGGAAAGCCCAAGAGGAAGUGAUGGCUCUAAAGCGGGAGAAGGACCGGCUCAUGCACCAACUCAAACAGCAGACUCAGAGCAGAAUGAAGAUGAUGGCCGAUAACUAUGAGGAAGAUCGGAUCCACUCUCAACAUCAUCCUCACCAUUCUCUCCACUUGCACUCUGCAAAUAUACAUCACAGAAGCCUCCCAAGAGGACCGCCGCAUGCCAACCACAGACUCUCUAUGGACCAGGAGGAUGAAGAGGGCAUUUGGGCAUGAUUUGGCGUCAUCGUUGGAUCAUUGUCAACAAACUGCUCGGACAGCCAGGUAUCAAAAUGUCCGGGAGCUCCAGUGACGCAUACGGAUUACUGCGACUCCCCUGGCUCCCAUCCCCCCACCCCACCCCCCCCCCCCCCCCCCCCCCGUCAUCAUUACCGCCAGUUGUACGCCCAUUUCAGGAGCCACUACUUCCACUCACCUCUGAUAAGCUCCAAAUAUGUUGUCAUCUUCUUUGCUGACAAAUAUCAUGACAUGUCAGUCAUCAUUGAUGGGCUUGGUUUUAAUGUGCCGUCCUGCCUUUAUAUUCCUCCCUGUUUGCUGGGCGUGGGGUUCCAUUUUUCUCAGUUCUGAGUUCGACCUUUCAAUCGAGUGACAAUUGGCCCAACGCUUUUUGAUACGAAUGUAGCCAAGCCAGAGCAAGUGGAAUUACCUAAAAACCUCUGGUACAACUCGACUCCCGACAGUAGUAAUGCAUUUACUUCUGCCACGAAAUAUUGGACUUUUGUAAAUACUGUAUCACAACAUGGACCUCACAGCCUCAGAUCCACCAAGACCUUCUCGAUGUACUGUGCCAAUGAAGACGCACGUUUGCAGAAGCAUUCUUCUGAUAUCGGACUGUAUCGUGUUGUAAAGCUACACAGCAAAUGGACCCAAGUUCUGUUGGACUUUCUCCUGCUUGAUUUUGUUGAAAAGGCUGAAAGUCGCCCACAUGAGUUGGAGUGUCGCUUUAACCAGCCAGGAUCAAAUUACAAUUUAUAUAAAAGCAGCAAUAUAUCUCUCUGUUCAGCCUGCUGUGCAUUUGUUUGAUUAAGCAUCGUUUUCUUUGCUUUUUUUUUAUGACAUUCCAUUCAUAUUUGUGUGCCAGUAUUUUUGGUUUUGAAAAGUGAUGCAUUUAAUUUGCUCUUCUGCUUCUCGCGUAGUGCAUAAUAUUCAUCAAGAAGCAACUUGCAAGGUGAAGUCUCAAACACAGUGACUCACAACCACGGAUGAUUGGACCUGAGCCUUAGGAAUCAAAAGACACAAAAUGCUCCUGAAGCCAUAAAAUGUCCCAAACAGAAAACGUUACGUGUGCAACUCCCCUCUUCCGACUUUUGAUCAGUAAGCUGCCAAGCAGACCUGAACUGAACCAUGCUUCCAAAGAUUAUAUAAACCAUAGAUUUAAAAACCAAAACACAAAAAGUUAAAAUUAUGAUUGGUGUUUUAGGUAAAAGACAAAAUAAGGACUUUGGGCCUCAAAACCAAAUGCUUCUUGAGUUGACGACAAUACCGGUAUGAUGUCCAGUGUUGUCACUCAAAUCUAAAAAUCUUUUUUUUUUUUUUUAUUGUUGUAUUUGCUCUACUGGAAUAAAGUAUGGAUUUAUUUUGUUAUUCGGUUUAUAUAUGUGUGUGGGUGGUUUAGUGCUACUUUCACCAUGACUGUGAAUGUUUGUGGGCGGGGUCACGGUGUUCACCCUUGACUUGAUCCACAGUGUUUUCCAGUGGUCAGCGUGUUUCCUGUUGUUUUAAUAAACUCUGCUUUCACAGGAACUACGAGCUGUGUUUUAUGUGAACUAAUGUCAAUAACAUUGACACUGUCAGUGUUUAGCGGUCAAACGGAGUGCAACAAUGGCUAUUUUCACAAGAUUAAAGUUUCACCGCCACUAAUGGCAUUUUCAACAAUAGCCUCUUGAAGUUUUUCCCAGUUUUCAUGGUCUACCAAUUCUCUCCCGCUCUCAUAAACUCAGCCAGAUGUUGCACGGCUUUUCUCCCUCAGAGAACUCAGGGGUGGAUGCGGAGGUGAUGGAGGAGGGAGGUUCCUGAGGGCGCAGUGGGCGGGAUCCAAAAUGAAGUUGAGCAUGUUUGCUAACACCAGCUGGAUGCACCUUGGCACGCAAGCCUGCCAACAGCUGACCUGCAAAUACUAGAAUAUUCGUAGAAAUGUGUGUGUGUGUGUGUGUGUGUCUGUGUCAUCUCGCCUUUCAUACUCCCUGUCCUGUUGCUAAACUUUUGCUGUAAAUAUACUGUACACUCAAGAACACUUUACCAGGUACACCUGCACAAUAAAAU